UCCGAGGGGAGCCGCGCCCGGGGCGCACAUGAUGGCUACCUUGGUGGACGAGACCAUGGAGAGCUACGUGUAUCCCUCUUACAACCCUUACUCCUACCGCUAUCAGCCGCCGAAGGGCAAAGGGGGGGGAGGAGGAGGCGGAGGGGGCCCUUGGCGGCCGAGGGGCGGCUACUUCUCCGGCUACGGGGAGAGCGCGGCGGUGGCGGCGGCCGCGGCGGCGGCGGAAUACUUCGACAACUACCAGCGAGCGCAACUCAAAGCCAUCCUCUCUCAGGUGAAUCCCAACCUGACGCCGCGCCUGCGCAAAGCCAACACCAAGGAGGUGGGCGUGCAGGUGAACCCGCGGCAAGACGCCUCGGUGCAGUGCUCGCUGGGGCCGCGCCCGCUCCUCUUGCGCCGCCGAGGCGCCGAGCAAGAGCAAGGCAGCCCCGUCACCGGCAGCGCCCGGCCCGUGCGCUUCCCCAGGACCAUCGCGGUUUACUCGCCGGUGGCCUCCCGGCGCCUCGACGGCGGGGUCCAGGCCGCGGGGAAGCCCGCCUCCCACCCUCCGGAGGAAGGCGGGCAGAGUAAGACCCGGGUGCGCUUCCAGUUCCUCGAGCAGAAGUACGGUUAUUACCACUGCAAGGACUGCAAUAUCCGCUGGGAGAGUGCAUAUGUGUGGUGUGUACAGGGCACGAACAAGGUUUACUUUCGGCAGUUCUGUCGAACUUGCCAGAAGUCUUACAACCCCUACCGUGUGGAGGAUAUUACCUGCCAAAGUUGCAAGCAGACAAGGUGUACCUGCCCUGUGAAACUGCGUCAUGUUGAUCCUAAGAGACCCCAUCGCCAGGAUCUCUGUGGAAGAUGCAAAGGCAAACGUCUCUCAUGUGAUAGUACAUUUAGUUUCAAAUAUAUUAUUUGAGCAAGAUAAUAGUGAAAUAAUAUUCAAUAUAGAGUUGCAAGUAGCAGAAAUUUUGUUUGGAAAGAGCAGGCUGCAGAAAUUGAAAGCUUGCCAAUAAAACAACUUCAACUCUUAAUGCAACCUAAUAUCUACCUCAUUUGUUGUAAUUGUGUUAAGGAAGGGAAUCUGCUUGGCAUUCUGUGACAAAACUAGAUUUAAUUUUGGUAUGGAUACUUGGAAAGCAAGUUAAGUAAGAGAAAAUAUUUUUUGCAUUGGCAAAGUAAGGCUUAGAGCAUCCUUGUAUAGGAUGGACAAUGGCCACUAGUAUUCUUGCUUAUGGACAUGUGUAGUAUUGAAAUUAGUGCACUCCAUGGGAUCUAAAUGUGGUAAAUGCAACUGAACACAAGUUUCAUAGUGACAAUUACUCUACACAGGCAGGCAAAAUUAUGGGAAAUUAUUUUGUUCAUCAGAAUAUAAAUGUGGCUUAUAACCAUCACAUAAUAGAUAUAGGGGAAGCAACCACAAAUUGGCUAGGUCUAGAAGUUAUAUAGCAGAGCUACAUUGUCUCUUAGACUUGUUCGGCUGUAGUGUAUUCUUAGGUUGUUGGAUAAAAUGAGUUUAUCUGGAAUCCAUGCUGUAUGUGCCACUUUAGGUUCUUACAGAUUUAAUUGGGUGCACUAUUUCAAAAGCAUGUCUGUUUCGAGAUAGGAUGUUGUGAGAGUUAAAAUGAGUAAUGGCAGAUUAUCAUCCAAAUUUUGAGAUGUUAAGUUUUUGUCCUGAGCCAAGAUGGUGAAUGUAUCCAGAUAAACUUUAUUGAUUUCUUGAGUAAAUAUCUUUGCAUAUCAAUAAUAAACUGAUCAAGGUCAUUUGUCA
Pogona vitticeps (central bearded dragon) is the source of this 1753-nucleotide messenger RNA. NCBI's taxonomy places the organism in Eukaryota, Metazoa, Chordata, Lepidosauria, Squamata, Agamidae. The record is from RefSeq and is a predicted model, not a curated record.